Oreochromis aureus is the source of this 2082-nucleotide messenger RNA. RefSeq names its product sprouty related EVH1 domain containing 3 (gene spred3). The coding region runs from base 219 to 1790 and encodes 523 amino acids. The record is from RefSeq and is a predicted model, not a curated record. Gene Ontology annotation, cellular component: membrane. Gene Ontology annotation, biological process: negative regulation of MAPK cascade; multicellular organism development. The transcript is spliced from 6 exons. Gene Ontology annotation, molecular function: protein kinase binding. NCBI's taxonomy places the organism in Eukaryota, Metazoa, Chordata, Actinopteri, Cichliformes, Cichlidae.
UGGCUGCUGCAACCUCAAGCCUAUCCUGAUACACCGAAACGACAUCAAGGUGGAGAGAGAGAGCGAGAGCAAGAGAGAGAAAGAUUAGGAAAAUGAGAGCAGAUGGAGAGAGAAUGUGAGCGAGUCUGAGUGUUUCCUGAAAGGAGGAUAAAAAGAGAGAGAGAGAGAGAGAGGAGACCCUGGGGUGGGCUGCUGCAAGCGGCGGGCAACACCGAGCCAUGGAGGGCGAUGUGCGUGUUCGUGCGGUGGUGAUGACACGUGAUGACUCCAGUGGCGGUUGGGUGCCCCUUGGAGGUGGUGGCCUCAGUCAUGUGGUCAUAUGUAGGGGGCGGAGUCAUGAUGGCAGGGGACGGAGGGAGUACAUCAUACGUGGAGAACGGCUGCGAGAUCGAGCACCGGUGCUGGAGUGUGCAGUGCAAAAAGGGUUAGUGUACAACAAGGUGAACCCCAUCUUCCAUCACUGGCGAGUAGAGGAUCGAAAGUUUGGCCUUACAUUCCAGAGCCCUGCCGAUGCCAUCUCCUUUGAGAAAGGGCUUCAGACUGUCAUAGACAAGCUCGACAGAGGCUCUGACUCGCCCUCAUCCUCCACGCCAGAAGAGGCCGACACUGAGGAUGACGGACAAGCUUCUCAUACAGGAAGUGAGUCGUCAUCCAACAGCAGAAAGGAGAUGCUUCCCAAACCCAUCACCAUAGUGACAAGCGAGUCAUCGUCUACUUGCUUCGUGCGGUCGGAAGAGUUUAGUUUUGGAUCCAGCCAUGCUGUAACCACGCAGACACCUGCUCAGAUCCACACCAGGUCGGGCCAGCACCAGCUCUCACAAAUGACGGCUGUGUUGAAUCCCCCAGCGCCCCCGCCCCCACCUCCUGCUCCACCUACUCCUCCUGUAGGUCCCCCAGCCUCAUCUCCCCUGUCCCCCCUCUCACCCACUAUUUCAUUGCUGGAGGAGGGAGAUCUGCACAGUGUGGACCCUUGCAAAGACCUGUGGGGUUCUCGAGGUUAUGAGGAUUACAGACGGGCAGGGGCCACAAGGACUAUGGUUGGGGGGCUAACUGGCGGUGUGGUUGUUGGUGGUGGAGGAAGCCUGCAGGACAAGUCAGAGCUGUGCGUGGUUCGCUUUGAGAAGGAGCUGGCGGGAGUGGGUUCGGCGGGCUGUGAUGUGACUGUGAGCCUGGACAGUAAAGCCUCCCAGCGUUUAUCCUCAUCGUCACCCAUCUGUAUGUCCAUGCCCAAUGCUGUAUCCGGCGUGUCCUCAGGUGCCGGCUCACCCCAGGAGACGGGUAAAGGCUCACCGUCGCCCUGCUGCAUCCACACAUCGCUGGCCACUCCCCGGUCGCGGACUCGUAAGAGAGGAGGAGGAGCUAGUAGUAGUGGUGACCCGGGAGUAAUCUCUCCCGAUGAUGACAGCCCGUGCCCUCAGGCUUCAUCGUCAUGCUCGUCUCGCUGUGUGUACUGCCGCUCUGUUUUCAGUGCUUCAGAGAAUGGGCGGGGCCGAUGCAGAGAUGCCCCAGACCCGGCCCUGCACUGCCUGCGCCAGUGGACCUGUGUGUGGUGUGCAGAGAGUCUGCUCUACCACUGCAUGUCGGACUCUGAGGGAGAGUUCUGGGAGCCUUGUUCAUGUGAUGACUCAAUGGGGGGCCACCCGCACCCCCUCUGCUGUGCCCGCUGGUUGGCCCUCCUGGCCCUGUCACUCUUUGUGCCCUGCAUGUGCUGCUACCUGCCUUUGCGCGCCUGCCUGCGAUGUGGGGAGAGGUGUGGCUGCUGUGGGGGAAAGCACAAAGCAGUCCGAUGAAGCCAGGCUUUUGGGAGGGAGGGGUUUCCUGGACCGAGGGGGUUUGGGUAUUGAGAGAAGAGAGCAUCUGUUAGGAAGCAGAAGGUUGGCCCUAAAUAGGAACAGUGCUCUCAGUAGACCCAGACCUCUGGCCCGCCAAAGCCCCACAGCCUUCCGCUGCAUUCGGCUCUUUCUCUUUUCAACCUGGGGCCUUCCUCACUGGUCCAUGCCUGCUGUAGGUGCAUUGCACUCAGACCAGGCUCUGUGGGCGUCGUAGUGGAUUUACUGAGGAGUGGCUCAUCUAGAGUUAGCU